Messenger RNA from Aphanomyces astaci, 4029 nucleotides. RefSeq lists its product as hypothetical. The transcript is spliced from 2 exons. Bases 1 to 4029 code for a protein of 1342 amino acids. The record is from RefSeq and is a predicted model, not a curated record. NCBI's taxonomy places the organism in Eukaryota, Oomycota, Saprolegniomycetes, Saprolegniales, Verrucalvaceae.
AUGCAUAUCGGGUAUUAUAUGGACGUCCUCCAACGCCGUCAACAGCAAGGGCCCGACGGCGUUAACAUCCUACACCAUCAAAGCCCGGACGGCGCACCAGUCCGACGCGUCAUCAAUAGUACGCUGUUCGUUGAUGAUGCGCUAGACAUUGCCACCUCGUACACUGGUAUUCAACACCGGGCUACAACAUCGAACAUCUUCACGGGCAUUCACGGAUCCGGGGGUGUAUUCGGGGCGGCGAAAUCGUUCAUGAUAUACUACUCCCCCAGUGGCCUGCACUACCCCACAGUCGACCUCAAUGACGGCCUCGGCCUACCCCAACCGGUCACUAUGGCACCACCGAUGGAAGGGUUCAAGCACCUCGGUAUACAACAAGGCUUUGGUGGUACGUGGGACAUCACAAUCAGCGCCACCUGGACGAAAUUAAAGCAGGACGUUCACCGCGCAGCCGCUUGCCAGCUUACAAUACGCCAAUUUCAAUACCUCGUCAACUCGGUGUGGUUGCCACGGAUACUUUACCGUACGACGCUCAGUCCGGCCAUCCACGUCGCAUCGGCCUUCGAUACUCUCAUACGACGGGCAGCACGGCGCAACUUCCGGCUCCCCUAUUGCACACCACGGGCGUUCUACUACGACACGGUCCAUGGGCUUGGUCUCCGAGCAUGUGAAAACCACAGUGAGGUGGCGCGAAUACAUGCAGUACUCCGCAUCUGCAACACGCCUGGUAGUCCAGUCUAUGAUGUCAUGAUGGAGGCACUCGAAGACUGGGCUAAACGUCACGGACUUACAACACACCCACUGGCACAACCUGCACAGAUGAAACCGGCCGACACGUCAUUCCUUGGUACAACGCUCGGUCUCCUUGCGAAACACGCGGCCACCUGCGGUGUAGUGGCGCGCUGGACUUCACCCACGUGGCAGGCAUCGAAGCGUUACAAUGACCGGCCCAUCCUCCCACUGCUGGAAGGACAACAGGUCGGUGCACUCAUGGUGAUUAAUCGACGCUUCCCAUGGCAACUCCGGCACGUCGGUGACGUCUGCAACAUCGAUGGGACAUAUGUAUUAGACGACGACACAUUAGCGGUCCGCACGGGGGCGCGCUCGCCACGGCCGGCCACAACUAUGGGCAACUACGUCGAUACACCACUUUAUGGCCUCGUGCUCCGGGCGGUGCUGCUAACCCGGCCGAACUCGCCGGACGAACUCAGCUAUGUCAUCGGCCAACGGACGGCUCUGGCCACCCGCACCGAUGCCUCCGGUAUCCAGCUUACGAUCACCAACUGGCACGAACACCGGAGGGGGUCAGGUAUAUGGUCGGCACCGCGGCCACACCACUGGCGCGGCCGGACGCGAUGGGAACACGCCUCCAACUGCACGCCUAUUCAGAUCGUCUACUCACCGCGGCGGAUGCGUACGACCACGGUGCUCGUCUGGACGGACUCACACUGCGGCGGCCGUACGGGUCUCAACUCCCGGAAUAUUGUUCUGGACACAUACCGACGGGACAGGGCCCGAAUCGAACAGGCCCACGGGGCAGCCGACGCUGGACUCUGCACGUACUGCUCUCGUCCCCCGGGGUUAAAUGAGUGCGGUAGGUGCCACCGGGUGCAUCAUGCACACUGCGCGCCUGCUGAGUGCGAGACCGCGCCCCCUUCUCCAUGGCAAACACUCCACCACCAGUCGUUUCCGACACAGCAGGGCCACUCCAGCAGACCCAUUACCCUACCGGCCGGGGACGGCAGUGUCCUCCGAGGGGGUACACCUACGGCACAAGGUAGCUGGGCAGUGCAACAUGGCGCGACCAUCGUCUACGGCCGCACGUACUGCAACCCCGAGGACCUCUCCUCAACACGUUGUGAAUCACACGCGAUCAUCGCCGGCACCGUUCUCGGCCACGAUCUCGGCCCACAGAUAUGUGACAAUACGAGCGCUGGGGCCAUCCACCGCGCCGCACGCCGUAGGAUGCUGAAACCGUGGCCGAUCCGAUACAGUCACCCUUUCCGCGCGGAACUCCGGGGCCUCAUGUCGGUGAUGCGUCCAAGCGGCUCUUUCCAUACUGUGUGGGUCCGAUCCCACCAGGAACAUGAACAUACAACCGACCGGCAACUGCAAGCACAACGGGAGGCACUCGCGACAGUGGACACACUGGCUACGGAGGCUCAUCACAGUGAUAUGCCCAGCCCACAAACGCUUCCCAUUAUACUCGAUACUUGGCAACUCAUCGACCACAACGGCCGCCCGGUCAUGGGCAACACACUCCGCUGGCUAGGCAACUGGCUUGCCACGAACAAGUGGGCGGACCAACAAGCGGCUUACUCCACGGACCGCCGCACUAUACUGCCCACCGGACUCGAAACACCGAGAACGUGCGGCUGGAAGAAGGGCCUCACACGGUUCUACUGGCGGACUAUCGCGAUGACUUUACAUACCAACGCAGCGAAACACCGGUUGGACGGCCGUUGGGGUCCGCACUGCCGACUCUGCUAUGAAAACCCGCGCGACACGGUCGGCCACCGUUUCGGGAUCUCGGCACCGACAUGCUCUGAAUCCUGUCACCUCGAUAGCCGUCUCGGACAUCGACUGCAUAAAACAUGCACGAUGAGCUGGCUACCGGACCAGCACAUAUACCCACCACGGAUGGCUCAAGAAAUGGCAAUUACGUUCGAUUUACCACUGGCCGAGGCAUGGCACGAAAAUGAACGGCAACGGCCCACACAAAGUACAACAUACCAACCCAUGAUCAUGCUCACCGGCUCCUGGCACAUGCAUGGGCUCCACCUCUCCCGACUUACGCAGCUUCCGCUCGCCAGUACCUCCGCCGGCCAACUUAUUGCCCAAAUACGGUGGGAAAACAUGCAACUCCGCGCCGGCCAAUACGGGUACAUCACACCACGAUGGCUGGGCCGUACUGCGCUAUCCGCUCAACCCCUUCUGGCACAGCGCGAGAUAUGGCUCGCACAACAAAUGGGCACGGAACAGCCGGCUACAUACAACGGCCCCUGGGACAGCUGCAGUACACGAAAGGAAGACGCCCCGGCACUAGGUCACCGGUUCUGGUGGAUCGAUGCUAUACUACAAGGCCGCACCGACCAAUGGUGGAGGACACUCGCAACCGAAAUCACAACGACGGCUGCAAUGGCCGGCCCGUAUGAGUAUUGGUGUAUCUGCUACAAAAACUCCACCGGACACCGCACACUGGACGCGUUAGGAGCCACGUGGAACCUGCAUAUCCCGGCGGGGCAACUACGAAUGCGCCACCACUCCACAAUUACGUACUCAUCGCCGCCAAGAUGGGCUGGGCUGACAAAUAUGAAUAAGGUGGACAUCCUCCUGGGGUUCAUUGUGUCACCAGACUCCGACACAAGCACGCUACCGACACACUGGGCCCACGCGCUUCAACACUGGGGCCAAAUGACGUGGCUCAUGAAUCCACCGCGCAACACUCUUCCCAGCCCCCCACCGGCCUACACCCAGGCAAUCCGAUGGGAUGCCGAUAACGACGGCGACCCAGAAGACCCGACGUGCCACGAGGUGCACAGCUGGCUGCGAGCCAGCUUCCCACAUAUAUACCGGGCACCAGCCGCAUGGCAACGGCUCCCGACUAUGACUAACAACACGCUACAAUGGGCCAUUGCACUCUCUCUCACCCCACGCCUCGGCAAAGACUUUCACCGCCGAUGGUUCACUACCCAUUGGACUACACUACACGCAUACUGGACCCACACGUGUCACGAACAAUACGUAGCUACCGCACAGGACGGCGAUACCGCACUAGCACAAGCGGUCAACACCGGCAUCAAACAGCGCCGCCGGGCUCACGAUGACACCCCGGCUGCCAUGGACACAAACCUACGCCAAGCGAAAGCCCGCCGGACCCGUGACAUAGACACAUGGCUUGGGCAGCGGGCAAAAGGCCUUCUCGGCAGCCCCGCCGCAUCACACGACCAACAAAUCGUUACACGAACGCGACGACGCAGACCACUGCGACGACCACCGGAAACAAGUGCUGCAAGGCACCAACAACUAUAG